Messenger RNA from Limulus polyphemus (Atlantic horseshoe crab), 1478 nucleotides. RefSeq names its product zinc finger protein 345-like. Lineage: Eukaryota; Metazoa; Arthropoda; Merostomata; Xiphosura; Limulidae. The annotation marks the transcript as partial. The record is from RefSeq and is a predicted model, not a curated record. Gene Ontology annotation, biological process: regulation of transcription by RNA polymerase II; central nervous system development. Gene Ontology annotation, cellular component: nucleus. The transcript is spliced from 2 exons. Gene Ontology annotation, molecular function: RNA polymerase II cis-regulatory region sequence-specific DNA binding; DNA-binding transcription factor activity, RNA polymerase II-specific.
UGUUAACCUUUUCAGGUGUUGUGUUUUGUUUUUAGAACAUGUGUGUUCAAGUGAAAAUGGAACACCUUGGUGAUCUGCUACAAAGUGAUGUUAUAUCAAAGUUCAGUUACAGUGAUGAUGAGGAUCAGGAUAGUUCACAAUAUAAUGUUAUGAAUGUGAAAACAGAAACUGAAUGUCAGAGAGAUACUGAAGCUGGUUUAGAAAGAGCAUCUGAUAUAAAGACCAGUGUGAACAUCUGUUGUGGAAGUCAGGUUCUUGGUUAUCAUGUUGUAAAACAAGAAGAUCACUUUACAGAAGAUGUAAAAUCCCCAAACAAAAAUAUUAGUGGCGAAACAAAAUUAAGUGGAAAUAACCUAACAACAUUUAAUAUACAUCAGAGUGAUGAUAAACUAUACAGUUGUGGAAAACCAUUUGAUAACCUAACACAACAAAAGAGGAUACACUCUGGAGAGAAACCAUAUCAUUGUACAGUUUGUGGAAAACAGUUUGGUACAAAUAGUUGCUUAAAAAUGUGUCAAAGAAGACACACUAAUGAGAAACCUUACAGUUGUACAGUGUGUGGAAAACAGUUUGGUAAAAAUGAUCAAUUUAAAACACAUCAAAGAACACACACUGGUGAGAAACCUUAUAGUUGUGUAAAUUGUGAAAAACAGUUUGGAACAAAUAGUGAAUUAAAAAGACAUCAAAGAAUUCACACUGGCGAGAAACCUUACAGUUGUACAGAUUGUAAAAAACAGUUUGGUACAAAUAGUGACUUAAAAAAACAUCAAAGAAUACACACUGGGGAGAAACCUUACAGUUGUACAGUGUGUGGAAAACAGUUUGGUACAAGUAGUGAUUUAAAAAGACAUCAAAGAAGACACACUGGUGAAAAACCUUACAGUUGUACAGUGUGUGAAAAACGAUUUGGAACAAACAGUGAAUUAAAAACACAUCAAAGAAGACACACAGGGGAAAAACCUUACAGCUGUGUAGUUUGUGAAAAACAGUUUGGAACAAACAGUGAAUUAAAAAUACAUCAAAGAAUUCACACUGGUGAGAAACCUUAUAGUUGUACAGUGUGUGGAAAACAGUUUGGUUCAUAUAGUGUCUUAAAAAUACAUCAAAGAACACACACUGGUGAAAAACCAUGCAGUUGUGGAAUUUGUGGAAAACAGUUUGGAACAAAGAGUGAAUUAAAAAUACAUCACAGAAUUCACACAGGUGAGAAACCUUACAGUUGUACAUAUUGUGAAAAACGGUUUGGAACCAAAAGUGAAUUAAAAACACAUCAAAGAAGACACACUGGCGAGAAACCUUACAGUUGUGGAGUUUGUGGAAAACAAUUUAUAACCAAUGGUAGCUUAAAAUAUCAUCAAAGGACACACACUGGUGAGAAACCUUACAGUUGUGCAAGUUGUGAAAAACAGUUUGUGACAAAUAGUGAUUUAAAAAGACAUCAAAGAAGACACACUGGUGAGAAACCUUACAGUUGUACA